Molecule: messenger RNA, 396 nt
Organism: Rangifer tarandus platyrhynchus (Svalbard reindeer)
Lineage: Eukaryota; Metazoa; Chordata; Mammalia; Artiodactyla; Cervidae
Source: the annotation of a GenBank genome assembly
AUGGCACGCGCCAUCUCUCUCCUCCUCCCUCCUCAGGGACUGCUACCCUGCAGUGUCGCCCCCUCCUUGAGAGCUGGGGGCUGGCGGGCUCAGGGGCAGCCAGAGGAGGCCGGAGAGACCUGCCCUUCCCUGCCAGGACGGGGUGGGGGGCUUCUCUCCUCCGGGCCACUUGCCCCCCAAAAUGGGCUCCCUGGGGACACACAAGGCACAAAUGUGCCAAACAAGCUGAGAAGGAAGGCAAAACCGCGGAGGCUCAGCGGUAAAGAAUCUGCCUGCCAUGCAGGAGAUCAGGUUCGAUCCCUGGGUCAGGAAGAUCCCCUGGAGGAGGGCGUGUCAACCCACUCCGGCAUUCUUGCCUGGAGAAUCCCAUGGACAGAGGAGACUGGUGGGCUAUAG